This is a messenger RNA of Beta vulgaris subsp. vulgaris (sugar beet), 1051 nucleotides long. RefSeq names its product elongation factor 1-delta. Gene Ontology annotation, biological process: translational elongation. The record is from RefSeq and is marked provisional. Gene Ontology annotation, molecular function: translation elongation factor activity; guanyl-nucleotide exchange factor activity. Gene Ontology annotation, cellular component: cytosol; eukaryotic translation elongation factor 1 complex. NCBI's taxonomy places the organism in Eukaryota, Viridiplantae, Streptophyta, Magnoliopsida, Caryophyllales, Amaranthaceae.
GCCUUCUUCACUCAUACCGUCAGACGGCAUUCUGAAGCUCGCUCCAGAAUCUCGAUAAUUUAUCCGAACUUCUAGCUUCUGCUUCAAUGGCUGUCACAUUCUCCGACUUGAGCUCUCCUGCUGGUUUGGAUAGUUUAGAUGCCUACCUCCUAAGCAGGAGUUACAUUACUGGUUACCAAGCUUCCAAGGAUGAUCUCACUGUGUUUUCUGCUGUACCUAAAGCAUCUUUGGCUUCGUAUGUCAACGUAUCUAGGUGGUACAAACAUAUCGAUGCGCUUUUGAGGAUCUCUGGCGUGUCUGGUGAGGGAUCAGGUGUUACUGUUGAAGGUAAUGCUCCUGCUUCUGAUGUCGCUACACCUCCAGCAGCUGACUCUAAGGCUUCAGCUGCUGAUGAUGAUGACGACGAUGAUGUUGAUCUUUUUGGGGAAGAGACUGAAGAGGAGAAGAAGGCUGCUGAAGAACGAGCGGCUGCUGCUGCUGCUAAGCCUGCUAAGAAGAAAGAAUCGGGCAAGUCAUCGGUCUUGUUGGAUGUGAAGCCAUGGGAUGAUGAAACAGACAUGAAGAAGCUUGAGGAAGCUGUCAGAAGUGUUCAACAGGAGGGAUUACUUUGGGGAGCAUCUAAACUUGUUCCAGUUGGAUAUGGUAUCAAGAAACUAACGAUCAUGAUGACCAUUGUCGAUGAUUUGGUGUCUGUCGACAAUUUGAUUGAAGACUAUCUGACAGUCGAGCCAAUCAACGAGUAUGUCCAGAGUUGUGAUAUUGUAGCAUUCAACAAAAUCUGAGAGGCUUGUUGAUAUGCAUCAUCUUCAACUAAAUUUUUAUCCUGUAUUUUGUUUGGUCUAAUGCUGCGAAAUAUGGUUUGUGCCUAUGUGCUGAGUUGUUUAUGUCAAAGAGAUUUUAUUUCUUUUUGAUCGAAGGAGUCGUAAUUAAGCAUGAUAUUAUGUUCUUUAUUGCCUGUGUCCCAUAUUUUUAAUAUUAAACCCAAAGCAAAAAGACACCUACUUGAGAGUUUGGGUAUUUAAGAAUGAGAAUUGGUCAGCAUAAAUGUAAA